AUGCUGCAAGGGCUGAGAAACGAGCCCGCCAUAUCUGCAGCAGCAGCAGCAACACAAGCAGCAGCAGCAGCAGCAGCACAAGCAGCAGCAUUAGCAGCAUUAGCAGCAGCAGCAGCAUUAGCAGCAGCACAAGCAGCAGCAGCAGCAUUAGCAGCAGCACAAGCAGCAGCAGCAGCAUUAGCAGUAACAGCAGCAGUAGCAGCACCAGAAGAAGCAGCAGCAGCACCACCGCGAGUACCAACAGCAGCAUUAGCAGUAGCAGGAGAACCAGCAGCAGCAGCGGCAGCAGUAGCAGUAGCAGCAGAAGCAACAGCAGCAGCAGCACAAGCACAAGCAGCAGCAGCAUAA
Messenger RNA from Eimeria acervulina, 348 nucleotides. RefSeq lists its product as hypothetical. The record is from RefSeq and is a predicted model, not a curated record. Lineage: Eukaryota; Apicomplexa; Conoidasida; Eucoccidiorida; Eimeriidae. The coding region runs from base 1 to 348 and encodes 115 amino acids. The transcript has a single exon.